AUGCGUUUCUCCUCUGCAUUUGUCCUCGCCGUCGUUGCUGCUUUAGCCUCAUCAUCCGUCUUUGCCAUACCCCCUCAGGUUGACGAGGCUGGCACCACUCAAUGUCGAAACUUUUGCUACAUUGAUGAAGAUUGCCAAGAAUUUGGCUGCACUCAUCGGACUUGCCUCUUCAAUUGGUUCUGCGUAGAAUUUGAGUUGUACAAGAACAAAUUAGAGUUUAAUUCAAAAUAUCGGACUGGAGAUGAGCGCAAUGCAACGCCCCAUGAACCGGUAACCAUUCCCGUGUCACUGUUCGUCACCUACCCCAUCAACGAUCAAUCCUUGAACAUACAUCUCCUAGUUCCACAGGAGUUUAGUCCUGGUGUUGUGCACCGCUACAACGGGUUAUUUUAUGCUACUCAAAUAGUCGAAGCUCAUACAGGAGCGCACGUUACGGUGAAAGUGAAUAAAGGUGAAGAGUAUUUGAUUAAUAUCACUUCCUGCCUGGUACUACUACGACAGCGCCGGGGAGCUCGAGAGCGGUAG
This is a messenger RNA of Suillus fuscotomentosus, 525 nucleotides long. RefSeq lists its product as uncharacterized. The record is from RefSeq and is a predicted model, not a curated record. The coding region runs from base 1 to 525 and encodes 174 amino acids. The transcript is spliced from 6 exons. NCBI's taxonomy places the organism in Eukaryota, Fungi, Basidiomycota, Agaricomycetes, Boletales, Suillaceae.